AUUAUAGUUCUGGACUAUGUUCAAGACUAACGUAUACUUGCUGGUUGGUCAAUCAGCUGUUGUGGUUGCCUUAAUAACUCCUGCUGCGGUUGCAGCCUGACCUCGUCAACCAACCCGUCCUGAGACCUAGUUCAUUCCAUCCAGUGGUCAGCCUCAAAGACACAUUCAACAGUUUUAACACCCUCUCUGAUCAAAAUAGGAUUUUCCUCAAAUAUAAAUUAAUAUAUUUUAGUAUAUUGUGCAUAUUUAGGCAUUGGUUAGGUUAGAUGUUUAUGUUCUGUCGGCAUUUAUUUGUUUUUGUGGUACGUGGGUAAAGUAUUUACGGCGUUUUUCGAACAAAAAGUCGUCAGCGAAGCACUUGUUCCGGAAGUGUUCGGAACUCAUCAGUUCUGAUUCGUGUGUAAGCCAUUUUUCAUUCAUAAACAGCAGGUUUGGAGGGCACAUAGAAUGGACUUUGGCCUUUGUUUAUGAGGAUGGGCUGCAUCAACAAAGGUCGAUGCUUAUUCCAUGCAACCGCCAAAUCUCUUAUAUGAAUGAAGAAUUCUUUACACACGACUCACAACUAAUGAUUGAACAUUGUUCGAAGAGUGACUCACUGGCGACUUCUGUUCAAAUUGCAAUUCUGUUAAUGCUUCACCCUUGUAGUACAAAUGCAAAUAAUUGCCAUAGAACCCAAAUGUCUAACCUAAUCUAAGCCUAAAUAGGCUGAUGUGUAAUAAUAAUAUUUGAGAUAAUUAGUAUUUUGAAUGAAGAGCAUGUUAAAAUUGAUGACUGUGUCUUUGGGGUCAGCUGGUGGUUGGAAUGAACAUGAUCUGAGGACAGGUUAUACAGUUGAUAUUCCUUAGGACCAACACCAAACCAAAAAGCAAACUGUUUAAAUCAGUUACCCAGUUUUCAGGGGAAAUUUUGCAACAUGAACUGCUCUUGAUCUUGUACAGUAUAUUAACCCUAAAGUGUGGGUAUGAUCAAAGUGAAGGAAUACAUAGUGCCACCUCCAGGCCACUAUGAUCAGGAGCCACCUUAAGACCAUCAGAAAAUCAAAAAACUAAAUUUGGUGGUAACAUUCAGCAGCAGCAUUCUGCGAUCAACUUGUGACUGUGUGGGUAAUAUGGCACUGUGAUUUGUGAAACUGAUCCACUUGGUAAAUAAUAUAUUAUAACUUCAACAUGUUCCGCAUCCUUGGUUACGUAUGUCAUCGCAAAUUAGUGUGCGGGACAAAUCUACACAGAACGUCAAGACUGGCAGUUCGGCAGCUCCACGGUGAACCACAGAGGCAUCGAAGUCUCGUACAGAUUCAGGGGACAGAGGCAGCUGAAUUCCUUCAGGGCCUUAUUACAAAUGACAUAAAUCAUUUAGAAGAUGGAGCUAAAAGCAUGUAUUCAAUGCUCCUGAAUACGCAGGGAAGAGUUUUAUUUGAUACUAUAAUAUAUAGAAAAGAUGAAAAGAAUUUCAUUGUUGAAAGUGAUAAUGAUAGAGUAAUCCAAUUAGUGCGACACCUGAGGAUGUACAGAGUAAGAAGGAAAAUUGAUAUUGAUUGUAUUGAUGAUGAUUAUCAUAUUUGGUGUGUGUUUGAUCCUGACUUAAAUUUUAAAGAUAUUACACAUGUAAAUUUAGAGUCAUUGUACAUGAAUCCUAGAGGAGAGUCUGAAGCUCUCCUAGAAGUCUCGAAUAAUGUGGAAGAUGUCAUAAUAACAAGAGAUCCAAGAAUGAAAUAUCUGGGCCAUAGAGUAAUUGUCCCAUCUAAUGGUUCUAUUGAUGAUAUUCUUCCCAGCAUUCAACAUGGUGAAGCGAAAUUCAUGACCCUACGUUACAGAUUGGGAGUGGGUGAAGGUAUGGUGGAACUUCCACCUACAAAAUGUCUCCCUCUAGAGGCCAACUGUGACUAUCUUCAUGGUGUCAGUUUCCACAAGGGUUGCUACAUUGGCCAAGAACUUACUGCCAGGACUUUUCAUACCGGUGUUGUGCGUAAACGAUACAUGCCUCUCAUAUUCUCGGGUGAUGCUACUGAUGUGUCUUUUGAUGCUAGCAUAGUGAAUGAAAAGGGAAAGUCUGUGGGAAAAGUACGAGGUUGUGAAGGUCAGUAUGGCAUUGGACUUCUAAGAAUUGAAGAAUGUUUGGAGGCUAAGUCAUUAAUGGUUAAUGAUGUGCCAGUUAGUACAUUUAAACCAGCUUGGUGGCCAUAUGAAGCUUCUAAAGAAAGAAUGAAUUAAAUCUUACAUACUGCAUAAGAGAUAAUUUAUAUCAUAUUUAUUGCACCAAAUAAUAUAUUGUCUCCAAGUUUUAAAAAGUUUUGCUUAGGCUAUAUUAUUAUUACCAUUUAUGAAAUCUUUAGCACAAGAACAAAAGUUCGCCAUGCAGUGUAUUAUGCUUUGGUGAUGCCUGAAUUAUUCUUAAAAUAAAUUAAAAUUAGGGCUUGCAUGGGUGUAAAUGUGUGGUAGUAAAUUAUUCAUAUUUUAAAUAGGAAUUGGAAACCCAUCCAUAAAGUUUAUUCAAGCUAUGUAAAUGUUACCAUAGAAACUCAAAUGCUGAAGUAAUAAAUUAAUUAGCAUUUCCCGAUGUAUAUACAUUACCAUUACCUAAUAAUACUGUACAAAUAAAAAAGGUUAUAUAUAUUAAAAAAUUAAAUGUCA
Procambarus clarkii (red swamp crayfish) is the source of this 2630-nucleotide messenger RNA. RefSeq names its product putative transferase CAF17 homolog, mitochondrial. The record is from RefSeq and is a predicted model, not a curated record. Gene Ontology annotation, molecular function: protein binding. Lineage: Eukaryota; Metazoa; Arthropoda; Malacostraca; Decapoda; Cambaridae. Gene Ontology annotation, biological process: iron-sulfur cluster assembly. Gene Ontology annotation, cellular component: mitochondrial matrix.